This is a messenger RNA of Doryrhamphus excisus (bluestripe pipefish), 1311 nucleotides long. RefSeq names its product heat shock protein, alpha-crystallin-related, b11 (gene hspb11). Gene Ontology annotation, cellular component: cilium; intraciliary transport particle B; centrosome. Lineage: Eukaryota; Metazoa; Chordata; Actinopteri; Syngnathiformes; Syngnathidae. The record is from RefSeq and is a predicted model, not a curated record. Gene Ontology annotation, biological process: multicellular organism development; intraciliary transport.
CGUAUAUAUUAUGCGACGACGAGGGUUGGCGUGGCAACGCUCGGUUGUUGUGUGUACAUGAUUACUCGAGCUGCGGUGAUUUCUAAGUGAUUAGACUAUUCAGGAGAUUUGCAUUUGGGUUGUUUCUUAUUCACUGACGAUGAUUGAUGCCUCUCUUCGUUCUUUGGGUGCAAAAGUUGUUGUUGCCGCAUCCAACGAUGAGGCUCACCCUCCAGAAAAUAUCAUUGACGGAAACACGAAAACAUUCUGGAUAUCCACCGGGAUGUUUCCUCAAGAGUUCAUUAUUCGCUUUGCUGAAAUGACAAACAUUUCCUCAGUGACUUUGGACAGCUAUAAUGUCAAACACCUAAAAGUAGAAAAGAACUCAUCACAGAAUGCCUCACACUUUGAGUUAGUGGCAGAGAAAGAGUUUAAACCCACUGAGGGACACCUUCAGUCAAAUUCUAUUUCGCUAAAUGGAACCAAUGCAACUCACCUUCGUUUCAUCAUCACCUCAGGAUUUGAUCACUUUGUCUCGGUGCACAAAGUCAGUAUACAGAAGUGACACACAUAUUUACUGUUACUGUCAUCAUAGUCAAAUGCAUUUGUGAAUGAAAACCGUCCCAUGUUAUUUUGUAAUUAGUGACAACUUUUUUUUCAAUAGCGGAAAAAAUGAGUCAUACUCAAGCUACAAUUUUAUUUAUUGAAUUGCUGUCUUUUGGCUAGAAAUUACACAAGUGACAAAAGACAGUGAGAACCUGUGGUAGAGAAAAUAACAACAAUAUUUCUUGGUUUUUCUCAUAGUUUUUUUGCCACAUUUUGUGGCAUUCCCUGCAAAAAAAAUGACCCUUCACUCAAUGAAAGUACAGUUAUCCCUUGUUUAUUACGGUUAAUUGGUUCCAGAACCGACCACAAUAAGUGAAUUUUCGGUGAUGUCAGAUUCCCUCUUUAUGAAAUAUUUUCGUCAAACCUGUUCACGACUUUCUGACUGCAGUUGUUAACAUUUUUAGUUGAUUUUGUCAUGUUUAUGCAUGAAAAUACUUAAUUUAGGCAACCCCCUUCUCCCAAGUUAGCUUAAAUGUGUUUUAUUAUUGUUUUUGUCCACUAAAAGGCUGUAUUCAACCAUGAAACAGCAUGAAUAAUUUGAAAAUUUGAACCGCAAUGUGACAAGGGGUUACUAUACUAUACAUAAAUAUAUUUUCAUAUAAGUAAUUGAUUAAUAUAUGUUGACCUACUGAAUGUUGAAUUGGUUAUAUUGGUUAUAUGAGCAAAACAUGUCCUUCCUUCAGUUUUUCUGUAUGCCACCCUCAUUUUCUAAUAAAAAAAAAACAC